This is a messenger RNA of Lottia gigantea (owl limpet), 685 nucleotides long. RefSeq lists its product as hypothetical. The transcript has 2 exons. Lineage: Eukaryota; Metazoa; Mollusca; Gastropoda; Lottiidae. The coding region runs from base 39 to 437 and encodes 132 amino acids. The record is from RefSeq and is a predicted model, not a curated record.
CUCGCUAUAACUUUCUUUCAGCAUAUUACGAGCUCGAAAUGCCUAUUCAGGGAGCGGAAUUGGACGAGAAUGGGAAAAAAAUUCGAUAUAAAGGUUUAGGAUAUUUUAGAAAAGACAAACAGACUUAUUGUAUUCAAGAUGGUAAAAUAUUCCGAUGUGUUCCCAUUCCACCUAAAAAUCAGGUCCGACAUGAGUAUAUAGAGCUAUAUUCUGAUGAAAUUGAGGCUCUUAAUCUAAAUGGUACCAGGGCCAAUCCAGAAGUCCUAGAAGAAGACUUAAAAAUCCCAAAUCAAAAUAAUGGGGAUGCGAAUACGCAGUUUAAAGUGAAAGCAAACACGGGGUUGUCACAAGCUCAUCAAAACGGACACAGAAAACCUAAAUCUUAUGCCCAGGUCGUAGAAAGUCAUCUUUAUUCAAAAGAUAUUCAACAGAAAUAACUAUCUGAACGAAUAACAACCAUAGCUCAAUAACUGAAAACAGUUUUAAUAUUUUUAUAUAGUUUAAUGAUAAACUGGUCAAGUCAAACCUUUGCUGAAAUUUUAACAAACAUGAACUGGUGCAAAUGGUAGCUUUAUCUGUCCUGAUACCUAAAAACUUCGUCUUAAUCCAUUGAAAGUAACUGUUACCUAUAAGACUGUGUAGGUUGUAACUAUACAAUUACUAUAUACAUGUACCAGCAAGUAAU